Messenger RNA from Anguilla anguilla (European eel), 4555 nucleotides. RefSeq names its product alpha-1,3-mannosyl-glycoprotein 4-beta-N-acetylglucosaminyltransferase C-like. The transcript is spliced from 4 exons. Bases 2911 to 4305 code for a protein of 464 amino acids. Gene Ontology annotation, molecular function: acetylglucosaminyltransferase activity. The record is from RefSeq and is a predicted model, not a curated record. NCBI's taxonomy places the organism in Eukaryota, Metazoa, Chordata, Actinopteri, Anguilliformes, Anguillidae. Gene Ontology annotation, biological process: protein N-linked glycosylation.
UGUAUCACCCUUCCAGGAUCAUAUUGAAAUUAUGAGUUUGGAAUCGGUUUUAUUUAUUUAUUUUUUGUUUAAUUUAUUUAUUUAGUACAAGAAAUAAAAAGAAAAAAAAAAUAAAUGUAAAUAAGUGGACCUAUAAAUUUGAAAAGUAAUCUUGAGUGGUUAUGGUCUUGACGAGCUGUGCAAGGAAGACCAAGUUAUCCCUGCGUGGCCCCCUUAAUGAGACAGACAUGGGUUUAUGGGUUACACUGCAGACAUUACAGUUACGGUAUGCAAUAUGCAAAUCAGUUCUGAAUUAAGUGACACAUUUAAUCUAAUAUUUAAUCCAUUAAACAUAUCAUUUUUAACUCUUUUUUUUUUCCCCUGUCCAUGUUCUAUUAGAGAGGCCUAAGGGCUUCCCCAUAUCAUAUAUUAAAUGCAUUUCAUUUUUGCAAAGUUUUAUUGUUCCGUAUUUUUUUAUUUUAAAAAACUGGGGGAAAGAAAAUGAUUCAGUUACUGACGUUUAUGUUCUCAUGUCCAUAUUGUAUCAAACAGGACUUAAAGGUCCAGGCAACUCGAGUCAAAUUGUGGUUAUAUUCCCCAGAACUGACAAUUGAUUGUCUUCUUAAUAUUUCUUUAUAUAUUUCUUCUUUUUAACCCAAUUAUAACCAUUAAAUUGUAAUAAACGCUAUUAGAUUAUUGUGAACUGUUCAGCAGAGAAGGCAGGUUAGGCAUGUAUUCUGCGCUAAUUAACAUUCAUAUCCGUAAGACACGUCACAUGUAAACCAUUCCUUAUCGCUAGCUAGAUUAGACCCGUAGCAUUGCGCUAGCAGACAAAACGAAAGAACGCAACAUAAAGUACAAUAACGUUGUAACGCUGAGCUACUGUACACCACCAUUAGACUCUAUAGCAAACUCCAGACGUUACACCCAAAUAACAAAAAGUCUGAUUUCACAUAUCACGUAUAGCUAUUUAAUUGUCACUAGUAAACAGUAGGCCUACUGACCGAUUCACCACAUUCAGUGACAACUUCCAGGUGAAAAUGGGCUCUGCAAAUAUUAUUAUUAUAUUGUAAUAUUGGUGUGCCCGUGGGCUCCAGAAAUAAAACCCAUUUCCUGUAGGUCUCUUCAAUUUUGUGAAAGGAAAAAAGCGUAUUGCUUUCUCUGCGUCCAGAGAAGGGGCAAUGCUAAGGCAUUUUCAGCAUAGCUUGGCUUACCUGCACAAAAGUGGCAAGAUAUUUACAUAUUACGUAGAAAAACGGCAGUUAUGUAGAAAAGAUUAAGCCCGCCCUCUGAAAAUCAGGCGUUUAGCCAAGGAGGAAACCAAGCCAAUUUUGGCACAGGCUUGUACUUGAGUUGCAAAACAAGCUGUGUUAUUCUCUAUUGUUUUUAAUGAAGUGAGAAAUAGGUGGAUACUAAAUUAUUCAGUUAUUUUUAAGUUUCCUUUUGAAUGGUCAUAGUGUAACGACGUAAAGAAGAGAAUGGGCCAUUCAGCCCAACAAUGCUCGCCAUUUUCCCAACACUAAAUUGUACCUAGUGCUCAGUUCACCUACAGACUAGUAUCUAGCACCAUAUGAAGCCUGGUCUUGGAAAAAACCCUGGAGUUUCUGCCUCCACUGCAUGACCUGGCGAGCUGUUCCACACAGUGACUACUCUGUGUGAAAAAAUUCUUCCUCAUGUCUGUGAUAACUUACCUUUUUGCUCAUCCUAAAUCUAUCCUCAUUCCUCAUUUAUCUUUCAUACCAGGAACCAAUUUAGGUGACUUUCUUUGAACCUUUUGCAUAUCUUCUAUAUAUCUGUCUUGUAGUACAGGUCCCAGAACUGCACGCAAUAUUAAGUACAGCUACCUGAUAAAGGUAGUGCUUAAGAUAAGUAUGUUUCUUUGAUUUAUACUUGAUACAUUCGGCUAUAUAUCCAGUUGGCCUUCUUUUUUUUGUUUUGUUUACUCUUACAGCACAGUACCUAGAACCUGAAAGCUUUCCAUCAAAUAUGACCUCAACCAGGGUCAUAUUGUUCAUUGUACAAUACUUGGAAUAAGGUUAUAAAAAGCGGAGAAUCCAAGUUAUCCAGUAACAGUUUUUUUUUUUUGCUUCCUGUUUAAAAAGUGGAAACUAAAUCAUUCAGUUUGAUUGCUUAAGUUUCUCUGUCCAUAUUCUGUUAAACAGGACAGUGUGAUGAGGGUCAUAUUUUGCCAUUAAAUCUGUCUCAGUUCUGGGCAGUCUGAACUUAUAUUUUAUGCAAAACAUGCUGGGAGACCAACAAAAAAAUUGUUUCCCCCUAUUUUUCAUUUCAUUCAAAAUAAUAGAGAAUAAUGAAACUAGUCUGGCACUGAGGUGACACUGGGCAGUAUGAAGUCAUAUUUCAUGCAAUAUGGACAUGGACACGAAGAAGUCAGACACUGGAGAAUUUGGUUUCCCCGUUUUCAUUUCAUUAAAAAUAAUACCGAAUCAUACAACCUUUUUAUCCACUUGGGUUUGUCAGAUUAAAGAGUGACUUUUGAUUUUGAUUCCAACCCUGUUUUGGCACAUCUGAUUAUACUGAUUAGCAGCUCAACGAGAUCCCUAGCUGUUGUUGAGGUGUACAUUGUUAGGGUUGGAGUGAAAACCUACAGGACGGUCGAUCUCCGGUCUAACUCCUUGCCCCUCCUCGUCGGUUCGAGUGUCUACUCGUGUUCUUUUGAUGCUGCGUCACGUCCUCCCGUGGGAAGUUUACAAGUGAAGUUUGCGAGCGCGGAGCAUUUAACGGAUUGUGGACCGCGGAAUUAGGCACGGCACCCACUUUUACUUGAUCUGCGGCUUUAUCUGUGAUGGAGAUUCAAGAGCCCCGGUCCUAACAGGUUUCGCCCGCCAUCUCCAUCGGCGACCCGCGAGUCAUGGUGCACUCGCAGUACGCGCCUUUGCCCUUGAUGUUGUGUUGCCGUGGCGUUGAGCAGCGAUGAGAAUUUACUGGAAAAGGACCUUGACCGCCGCGACGCUAUUCUUCACCUUCGUCUUCGCCUACCUCACCAUCAGCCAUGACAACUCUAAGCCAGACGAGGUGCAGUUGUUGGCCAGGGCGACUGUCUUACAGCAGUGGAAUUCAGCCAGGAGCCAGCAGGUGUUCCAGGACCUCCAGAACGACUCCGUGCCAUUCAAUGUGACCUACCGUUUUCUGGCAGGCUCUACUACACAGACCCGAAAAUUCCUCACUGUGGGCCUGUGCUCCAUAAAGAGGAAGCGAGGGACUUACCUGCUGGACACCCUGCAGUCCAUCUUCUCGCAGUCUUCGGAGGAGGAGCUGAGGGACAUGGUGGUGGUGGUCUUCUUGGCCGACUUCGACACGGACUGGAACGAGCGUACAGCGCGUGACAUCAGCGACCUCCUCCCUGUCCCCGUCCUCAGAGGCCAGCUCCUGGUCAUCCACGCCCCCCAAAGUUAUUACCCUCCCCUCGAAGGGCUGAAGAGGAACUUCAAAGACAGCCCCGCCCGUGUCCACUUCCGCUCCAAGCAGAACGUGGACUACGCUUUCAUCCUGGGCUUCAGUGCCAAGCUGUCCACCUACUACAUCAUGCUGGAGGACGAUGUUACUUGUGCCAAGAACUUCUUCACCGCCAUCAGAAAGUUCAUCCUGUCCCUGGGGCAGUCCUACUGGGUGACCUUGGAGUUCUCUAAGCUGGGCUACAUCGGCAAGCUGUACCACUCCAAGGAUUUGCCCCAGUUGGCCAAGUUCCUCUUCCUCUUCUACCAGGAAAUGCCCUGUGAUUGGCUGCUGAACCACUUCAACAAGCUCCUCACCCAAAAGGACGUCAUUCGCUCCAAUCCCUCUCUCUUCCAGCACGCCGGUCUGUAUUCGUCCUUUGGAGGCACCCUCAACCGCUUGAAGGACGACGAGUUUGAAGAGGAUCCUGGGGGCGUCGCCGACAACCCCCCCGCCAGCGUCCUGACGGACAUCACUCAGUUCAACGAGUACACCCCGGACAAGGCCUACGGCAACAGGGCCGGCUACUUCUGGGGGAAGUCCCCUGCCGCCGGCAACCAUUUCACCGUUGUGCUUCGCAAACCGGCCGUCUUCACGCGCCUCGUAAUCGCAACCGGGUCCAAGGACGGGAAAAAAGACAUCCUAAAAUCUGCUGAGGUGGCGGUGGGCCGGGACCGGGUGGAGACGCCUCAAGGACCCGCGUGUUCAAGGUACUUUAAUCUAGGCCACUUGGUCAAGGGCCGGUUCGACGCGAAGAACAUUCAGGAAGAAAUCGGCAGUUCUCUCUCUUGUCUGAGAAUCAAAGUGACGAACACACAGCAAGAGUGGGUUAUCAUUCAGAAGAUAAACAUUUGGAUCAAGGACAAAAAUUAGAGUUAAGAGUUACUGAGGUAAUUUGUCUGGGGGCAUGGACUGCAUAGAGCACAUAUCAGGGACUUGUCUAAACAAGGGAACAGGGGUUGCAUUGCACUAAUACUGCCCACACACGCUCAUGCUGCUUCCGUGAAGGAAUUUAAUUUUUCUUGUGACUACUUGUGAUUUUAUGUUCACACAUUAUUGUGGUAAAUUAAGAUUACACUUGUAAAAACUUAUGCAAUAAAAAAUAUGCAAUACACGCUUAAAA